GACACGACUGACGACCUGUCAUUACUUGUCAAUAAAUACUAAAAGGUUAUAUUUUCAUUAAUCUCUCUACGGUUUGGGAGAGUUUUAAUAUUUUACUGAAUAUGCUCUAAAUCUGUGAUAAGUAGUUAAAAGUAUAUGUAGUGGUUAUGUUAUUCCGAUUUUAUCACUUAACCACCCGUUUUUAUUCUUCCGUUAUAUCAAAAUCAAAAUUCAACAACAUGAACAAGUGCUAUUUUAGAUACAUCAAACAGGAAGAUAAGGUCGAUAUUUCCUUCUUAUUAGACAUUAAAGGUUCCGUUAGGCAAUUUAACUUUAGUAGAAAGCCUACAGAAAGUUUGCAAGUUUUACUAACCCGCAUAAAAACUAACAUCCAAAAAGCUAUGAGCAAAGGAAAUAAAAAGAAAAAGUCGGCAAGUGAGGAGAAUGAAGAUAUUAAUAUUGAAUUCUAUGAUUCUAAUAAUGGUAUUAUUAAUGAAAACAGCACUUGUAAUGAGUUAUUUUCGAUAACUGGGCCAGUCACAUUAAAAAUGUGUGAUAACCUCUAUGAGGUUAUAUUCAAUUCACCAUGGGUUGUAAGUAUGAACUUACCUCAAAGCAUUUUAGCUGGCUUUCCAGUAUAUCCUGAAAAUUUAGAACUACAAUAUGCUGUACAUGAAAAAUGUAAAUUUACCUGGUACAAAGGUUCAGUACUAAAUGAUUUUGGAAAUGAAUUUAACGAUAGACACAUCAAAUGGGGUUUGGCUGGCAACACCUUUAUAUAUACACCACCUGCACAAGAUAUUGGCUUGAAAUUGAAAUUAGAAUGUCUACCAGGAAAUGGUACAACAUUUGGUCCUGCAGUUGAGGCAAUAUCUAAGAAUGUGAUUGAAGCUGGUCCUGGAAACUGUCCAUUUGAAACAAGACAUCAAUUCACAAGAGAUAAAUUAAAAAAUAAAAGCUUUAGAUGUGUUACAUACAACAUAUUGGCCAAUUUGUACUGUGAUUCUGAUUACACCAGAACAGUGCUACACCCCUACUGCCCUCCUUAUGCUUUACACAUUGAUUACAGAAAACAACUUAUAUUAAAAGAAUUACUAGGAUAUAACAGCGACAUUAUAUGUCUCCAAGAAGUGGAUUGUAGGUUAUUCAACCACUUUUUGCAGCCAAUUUUGGCAUCUGAAGGUCUCAGCAGUUCAUUUUACAAGAAAGGAAAAGAAGUUGCUGAAGGUCUAGCUUGUUUCUACAGGAAAGACAGAUUUAAAUGCGCUGGGGAAGAAAAAAUUGUCCUUUCCGAAGCUGUACAAACUGAAUCAUGCCUCCAACCUAUUUGGGAAAAAAUUAAGAACAAUACACCCCUUAUUACGAGACUGUUAGAUAGAUCAACUGUAGCUAGUGCUACAUAUCUAGAGUCCAUUGACAACGUAAAUGAGGUUUUAAUAGUAGGAAACACACAUUUGUAUUUUCAUCCUGAUGCAGACCACAUAAGGCUUAUUCAAGGAGGUAUAGUGAUCUAUUGGUUGAUGGAUAUUCGAAAAAAACUUGCUUCAAAGUAUCCAAAGAAAAGGAUAAGCGUCAUAUUAUGUGGUGACUUUAACAGUGUUCCUUCUUGUGGCAUCUAUCAACUAUAUACAACUGGUAAAUCACCAAGCGAUUUGCCUGACUGGAAAUCCAAUAUAAACGAAGCUGUGUUUGAUCUGAGUUUGCAACAAAACAUUUCACUGGGCAGUGCAUGUGGAACACCUCCUUACACAAACUUCACUGCCGAAUUUGCAGAUUGCUUAGAUUACAUAUACUAUGACAAGUCUAACUUAGAAGUUGAGCAGGUUGUCCCACUUCCAAGUGUCGAAGAAUUAAAAUUACAUACAGCUUUGCCGAGUGUUGUAUUUCCCUCAGACCAUGUAGCCUUGGUCUCAGAUUUACGAUAUAAGUAGCAAUUUAUUGUAUAAAAAAACAACAAUAGUUUUAAUACUUUUACUUAUUGUUAGAGAGCUUUCUUCAUAUUUUGUUAUUAUAGUACACUUACAAUAUUUAAUAUAAUUUAAAAUGUUACAUAAAACAUUGUUUAUA
This is a messenger RNA of Trichoplusia ni (cabbage looper), 2046 nucleotides long. Its product is annotated as 2',5'-phosphodiesterase 12-like. The record is from RefSeq and is a predicted model, not a curated record. NCBI's taxonomy places the organism in Eukaryota, Metazoa, Arthropoda, Insecta, Lepidoptera, Noctuidae. Bases 147 to 1910 code for a protein of 587 amino acids. Gene Ontology annotation, biological process: nuclear-transcribed mRNA catabolic process, deadenylation-dependent decay. Gene Ontology annotation, molecular function: 3'-5'-RNA exonuclease activity. Gene Ontology annotation, cellular component: mitochondrion. The transcript is spliced from 8 exons.